AUGGAUGUCCAUCUCCUCGUGUACGAUCUAUCCGGUGGCUUGGCCAAGCAGAUGUCCGCCGCUCUGCUUGGCGUCCAGCUCGACGCCAUCUACCACACCUCGAUAGAGCUGCAAGGCAUGGAGUAUGUCUACGACGGCGGGAUCAACACCAUACGCCCCGGCAGCUCUCACCUGGGCCAGCCGCUAGAACGGCUCCCCCUCGGCAAAACCGAACUCCCCCUCGAGGUCGUCUUCGAAUAUCUCGAGUCUCUCCGAGAGAUCUACACGCCCCAGGCAUAUGACAUUUUCCGUCACAACUGCAACAAUUUCAGCAACGACUUUUCCACCUUUCUCCUCGGCAGGGGCAUACCCGAUCACAUCGCCAAAAUGCCGCAAGCCGUGCUCGACUCGCCCUUUGGCAGGAUGAUGCUGCCCCAGCUGACGCAGAUGGUCGAGGCCAGGAAAGCCCGGCAGGGCGGAUUGCUCGGCAUCCAGGGCAACGCCCAGCCCCAGCCGAACGGCCACCCCCCGACCGCGGGCCCCCGAACCUCUCAGGUUGUAAACGUCACCAACCUCCAGGGGCUAAAUAGGGCGCUGGAGCCUACGAGAGGGUCUAGUGCCGUUGUUUUCUUCACCUCGGCUACCUGCGGCCCCUGCAGAGCCCUCUAUCCCGUGUACGACACCCUAGCCGCGGAGCACGACGGCAAGAUCACCUUGAUAAAGGUUGACACGUCUGUCGCCUUCGACGUUGCGCAAACAUAUUCGAUCAAGGCCACCCCCACCUUCAUUACCUUCGUCCACGGCAAGGAGGAAGAGCGAUGGACCGGCGCCGACGCGCCUCGCCUCCGGGGAACGAUAAGUCUCCUAGCUCACAUGGCAGCCCCAGCGCACCCGCAUCAGCUGCUCAAGCUGCCGCACUUCGCGGACCCAGAGCUAAAGCCAGUCCUAUACGCCAAGAUCCCUCCGCUUCCCAAGUUGCUGUCAAAACUAGGGCCGAAGGCCGACGACCCCUCUGUUCAAGCAGUGAGACAUUUCAUCGAGACGAGGUCGACAGAAGGCCCCGCGCAAACCACACUGCCCAGCAUGACGGCAUUCUCCAACUUCGUGCUCUCCGCCGUAGCAGAUCUGCCGAGGGAGAUCUUAUUCACCGUCGUGGACCUCUUCCGCUGCGCUCUCGUAGAUCCGAGAUUUAGCGGAUACUUCGCAGAAGAGCACGACCAAAAGACGGUCAUCGCCGUUCUGGACGCGGUGAACAAGGAAACCGAAUGUCCCUAUGCGCUGCGACUGGUAGCGCUGCAGCUGGCCUGUAAUUUAUUCUCCAGCCCUCUCUACGCAGACCAGAUCCUGGGCCACGAACCAUUGAGAAGCGCGGUCACCCUGCUGAUUUCGGCUAGCUUCCUCGACGACGGCCAUAACAAUGUCCGAGUAGCGGCCUCUUCACUGCUUUUCAACGUUGCUUACACGAAUUACCACAGGAGAGAUGGGUCGGGGGACGCCCUCCCCGAAGGCGAUCAGAUAGAGCUGGCAGCAUCGGUGUUGGAGGCCAUAUCACAGGAAGACGCAUCUAAGGAAGCGUUGCGUGGCAUGUUGCUGGCGCUGGGUUUCUUGGGUUACUGCGUACCGUUAGAAGGGGAGUUGGUAGACCUUUUGAGGGCCCUAGAUGCGCAAGGGACCGUACUGGCGAAGAAGAAACCGUUUCCGGACGAGCCUCUCAUCGCCGAGGUUGGCAACGAGCUGCUGGGGAAGGGCCUGAUGCCUGUCUACGGCAUUCCAUACCCAUACAAGCAGCGCACUAACGACAUCAUCAACGAAUUCUGUGAGACACUGGUUGGAAUGACAGAUUCGCGUCUCUUUCCGCCUGAAAUGAAGGCCUCCCGCUCGUCGGCGUCGACGCCGUCGCUGCGUUCUCGCGACGGCACACUCCCGCCGCACAUGAGGAUGGACGCCGGAGGAAACGUCAGAGUCGUCGUGCGGGUGCGGGCUUUCCUGCCCAGAGAAAUCGAGAGGGGCGCCGACUGCCUGAUCAGCAUGGACCCCAUCACGCAGAUGACGACUCUCCACGUGCCCAACGACCACGACCCCGCAAACAUCCGAGCCAAGUCCCGCAAGGUGACCGAGGAGAAGACGUUCACGUUCGACAACUCGUUCUGGAGCCACGACAUGGCCGACCCGCACUACGCUCACCAGGAGGAGGUCUACAACAGCCUCGGCGAGGAGUUCCUCGACCACAACUUCGAGGGCUACCACACCUGCAUCUUCGCCUACGGCCAGACCGGCUCCGGCAAGUCGUACACCAUGAUGGGCACGCCCGAGCAGCCAGGCCUGAUCCCGCGCACGUGCGAGGACCUGUUCCAGCGGAUCGAGGCGGCGCAGAACGAGACGCCCAACAUCUCGUACCACGUGCGGGCGUCGUACUUUGAGGUGUACAACGAGCACGUGCGGGACCUGCUCGUGCCGUCGUCGGGGCCGGCGGGGGGGCAGGCGCCGUACUACCUGAAGAUCCGGGAGUCGCCGACGGAGGGGCCGUACGUGAAGGACCUGACGGAGGUGCCGGUGCGCAGCCUGGGGGAGAUCCUGCGGUACAUGAAGGCGGGGGACGCGAGCCGGACGACGGCGAGCACGAAGAUGAACGACACGAGCAGCCGCAGCCACGCGGUGUUCACGGUCAUGCUGAAGCAGAUCCACCACGACAUGGAGACGGACGAGACGACGGAGCGCAGCUCGCGCAUCCGCCUCGUCGACCUGGCCGGCAGCGAGCGCGCCAGGGCCACCGAGGCCACCGGCCAGCGCCUGCGCGAGGGCAGCAACAUCAACAAGUCGCUGACGACGCUGGGGCGGGUGAUAGCGGCGCUCGCGGACCCGAAGCAGACGGCUUCUUCUUCUUCUUCUUCUUCUUCUUCGAGCGCGCCCGGCGGCGGGAAGCGCCGCCGCGACGUGGUGCCGUACCGCGACUCGAUCCUGACGUGGCUGCUGAAGGACUCGCUGGGGGGCAACAGCAAGACGGCGAUGAUCGCGUGCAUCGCGCCGUCGGACUACGAGGAGACGCUGUCGACGCUGCGGUACGCGGACCAGGCGAAGCGGAUCCGGACGCGCGCGGUGGUGAACCAGCAGGACCGCGUGUCGGCGGCGGAGCGCGACGCGCAGGUGGCGGCGAUGGCGGCCGAGAUCCGGCAGCUGCAGCGCGCGGUGUCGGAGGCGCGGCGCCGCGAGCAGGAGCAGCAGGAGGAGCAGCAGAUGCUGCAGCUGCAGCGGCAGCGGCAGCGGCAGGGCGGAGCCGGCGCCGGCACCGCCGAGGAGCGCCUCCUCGACGAGUACCAGGCCCGCGUCGCGGCGAUGCAGCGCCUGCUCGAGGAGCGCUCGCUCGUCGCCGAGGGCAAGAUCCGCAGCCUGCAGACGGAGAACGAGGCGCUGCGGCUGCACCUCAAGCUGGCGCUCGACAGCCUGAAGAACCCGAUCCCGGACGUGGUGGUGGUGGAGGAGGAGGAGGAAGAAGAGGAGGAGGAGGAGGUGGGAGAAGGAGGUGGUAGUGACGGGACGGAGGAGGGGAAGGAGAAGAAGAUGAUGAACAAGAAGAAGCGCCGCGUCGUGGUCGUCGACGAGGCCUACUGCGGCGAGGAGCCCGACGACGACGGGUACGAGUCGGCGGACGCGUACGACGACCGCGCCGACGCCGUCCAGGACUACAUGCGCGACCUGCUGGACGACCUCGCGCUGUUCCGCCGCAAGAUCGGCGACGACAAGGGCCGUGAUGGGGGAGAAAAUCCCUUCUCCCCGGACGUGUCGGACCCAGACUGA
Messenger RNA from Durotheca rogersii, 3774 nucleotides. RefSeq names its product P-loop containing nucleoside triphosphate hydrolase protein. Lineage: Eukaryota; Fungi; Ascomycota; Sordariomycetes; Xylariales; Xylariaceae. The transcript is spliced from 5 exons. Bases 1 to 3774 code for a protein of 1257 amino acids. The record is from RefSeq and is a predicted model, not a curated record. Gene Ontology annotation, molecular function: microtubule motor activity; microtubule binding; ATP binding. Gene Ontology annotation, biological process: microtubule-based movement; mitotic spindle organization.